CUGUGUUCUGUGGGUGGAAGCUCGCUCACUGGGUUUCGGUGUUGCGCGCAAUUCUGCGGCGUGGAGACCGGACGCUGACACCGAAUCAGUUCACACCCUCCCCCACCAAAAGCCUUCCCUUGGCAAAAGAAUAGCAAUAAUAACAAUAAAAACAAAACAGUAGGCUAAUGGCCUUGGUAAAGUAUCAAAUUGAAAAGAAAUCAAUCAAGGUUUCCAAAACUCCCCACAGUUAUAGUGGACAAAAGAGGUUUGGAUAAAAGUACAUGGUGGGGACUUCCCUGGUGGCACAGUGGUUAAGAAUAAUCCACCUGCUGAGUCAGGGGACACGGGUUCGAGCCCUGGUCUGGGAAGAACCCACAUGCUGCGGAGCAACUAAGCCCGCGCGCCACAACUACCGAGCCUGUGUGCCACAACUACUGAAGCCCGUGCGCCUAGAGCUCAUGCUCUGCAACAAGAGAAGCCACUGCAAUGAAAAGCCCCUGCACCGGAAGGAAGAGUAGCCCCUGCUCACUGCAACUAGAGAAAGCCCGCACAUAGCAACGAAGACCCAACGCAGCCAAAAAUAAAUAAGACACUUGAAUUAGCUUUAGCAGAAGAGAAAUGGAGGAACCAUAGAACAUUAAGGAUGAAUUCAGGAAGACCCGAGACCAUGGAGAACUUGCCUGCUCUCUACACUAUUUUCCAAGGAGAGGUUGCUAUGGUGACAGACUAUGGAGCCUUUAUCAAAAUCCCAGGCUGUCGGAAGCAAGGUCUGGUCCAUCGAACUCACAUGUCAUCCUGUCGCGUGGAUAAGCCCUCUGAGAUAGUAGAUGUCGGAGACAAAGUGUGGGUGAAGCUUAUUGGACGAGAGAUGAAAAAUGAUAGGAUAAAAGUAUCCCUCUCCAUGAAGGUUGUCAACCAAGGGACUGGGAAGGACCUUGACCCCAACAACGUUAUCAUUGAGCAAGAAGAGAGGCGGAGGCGGUCCUUCCAGGAUUACACUGGGCAGAAGAUCACCCUCGAGGCUGUCCUGAACACUACCUGCAAGAAGUGUGGCUGUAAAGGCCACUUUGCAAAGGAUUGUUUCAUGCAACCAGGUGGGACCAAGUACUCUCUGAUACCUGAUGAGGAAGAGGAGAAGGAAGAGGCAAAGUCAGCAGAGUUUGAAAAGCCUGACCCCACAAGAAAUUCUUCUAGAAAAAGAAAGAAGCAGGGGUCCCCAACCGUCCUCCCCACCUGCCCCUCGGGCCGCACAGCAGGAAGUGAGGGAGGGAAGCUUCAUCUGCCGCUCCCCAUCACUCGCAUUACCAACUGAACCAUC
Molecule: messenger RNA, 1300 nt
Organism: Physeter macrocephalus (sperm whale)
Lineage: Eukaryota; Metazoa; Chordata; Mammalia; Artiodactyla; Physeteridae
Gene: ZCCHC17
Product: zinc finger CCHC-type containing 17
Exons: 9
Coding region: 626-1294 (222 amino acids)
Biological process (GO): RNA stabilization
Molecular function (GO): zinc ion binding; RNA binding
Source: RefSeq, a predicted model, not a curated record